Molecule: messenger RNA, 6637 nt
Organism: Myiozetetes cayanensis
Lineage: Eukaryota; Metazoa; Chordata; Aves; Passeriformes; Tyrannidae
Gene: PDP1
Product: pyruvate dehydrogenase phosphatase catalytic subunit 1
Exons: 2
Coding region: 2710-4317 (535 amino acids)
Biological process (GO): protein dephosphorylation
Molecular function (GO): cation binding; protein serine/threonine phosphatase activity
Source: RefSeq, a predicted model, not a curated record
GGCUCGGGGUCGGAUGGGACCCGGGGAAGGGUCUGCCGGGCUGGGCCGUGUCCGAGGGCUGAGGCCUGGGGGGGGAGCAUUAACGAUGCCGCUUGGGUUCAGUGCUUCUUGUUCCUCCUCCCCAUCUCCGUCCUCUACAACAGGUUCGUUCAGGUCUAGUGUAGGUGUAGGAAAGGUACCCCGGGGAAGUGUUAUUACCUGAAGCCAUGGAUGUCUUUGGCACAGUGUUAUGGAGGAACCUGUCUGUGCUGUGUCAGUUUGCCUUACUAGUACAACUAGAACAUCCCUUUAUUAAACGAAGUGGUAUUUUUUUGGGUUUUUUCACUGUAGUAGUAGAAAACCCAAGAAUUGACCACUUGACUCAUUACUGACUGUUCUGUGUUUGCAGCUUGAAAAGUAACAUUUGUACCCUGUUCUGGGCUUGGAGAGGUGUUUACACUGCAUCAGUUCUAAUCUCUUGACAAAUUUUGAUUGAACUGUAAAAUUUGUACUUCACAUCUUUUCCUUCUCUGCCACCUUUUGAUCAACCAUAAUGAAUUUGGGGUCUUAAAGUAAUUGUUUAAAAGCUAGAUAUGAAGUGUCUGGUUAUAUUGUGGGGACAAAUGGGAGAGACUGAGAAUUGCAGUUCAGGUUGAGAAACUUGAAAUUUUGCAUUUACUUCAUCAACUUCAUAGGAUUUAUUAAAUCUGGUAUGUGAAACAGACUGAUCUCUUCAGCUGACGUAGAUCUAGUGUAAAUGAUACAGGCCAUGGAUUAUCUGAGGCCAACUUUCUACUACUUCCUCUUGGAUUUCAUGUAAUGUUUAAUGAUCUAAUGAUUAAAAGUCAGCAAAAUAUCCUCCAGUGGCACUGCAGAGCCAUUACAACAGUGGUACAUUGGUAUUUUUGCUUCAUCAUGGACCAACAACAAAACUGUCAGAACAGUUGUGGUACCACUGAGGGUCAGCACUGAACACAAAUGCUGAGCAGUCAGGAGAACUUGAUUCAGCUGGAACGUAAUGGGAGAGCAAUGCUGAAUCCAACGUGCUGCUGUAGGCCAGACACAUCCAUAGAACCUUGAGGUUACCAUUCUGUAAGCAAAAUUGUUGCUUUUAAAUGUCACCUGAAGAAAUAUACAUACUGUUACCAAAAUAGAUCCCUUAUAAUUAGAAGGCAGUGAAUAUUUCGAGUUGCAGUCUUCUGCUGUCAUGCUGUGUGCAUGUGAAGCCUGGACUGGAGAAACAGACUUUGAGAAGCAAAUGGGUAACAUAAAUUUAGUAUUCAUCUGGAAGUUUGAGCCAAUAUGCUGCUGCUGAGCAUCUGGACUACAACCAAAGCUCUUCCUGGUAGCUGCACAACAGAAAACUGCUCAGUUCAAUCUUCACAGCUCUCAGUGGGAGACUUGGAGAGGUCAGUGGACAAGAUUUUUUGUCAAGAGUGACGGUCACUCAUUAAGGCUGGGAAACCAAUAAUAGCAACAUGAAUUCUACUUUGCUUUUGGCAGUUAUGUAUCUUGCAACAGAGAAAUGGACUCCGCUCCAGGUUACAUAAGGAGAACAAGCAAGCUUGAAGGGAAGAAUGUGACUUGCUUCCCUCUCUUGAAACAGAGUGAAUGGGGUGAAGUUUCAUAUAUUGCUAGACACUUCUCAGCUGGUCUGGAUGAUCAGAAUCCUAUGGCCGAAGCUAUGGAAAGCUCAGGGAUUAGAGUGUUUACAGAAUGCAGUUCCGCCUGUAUUGCACGAUCCUUUAGAUUGAGUAUUGGGGCUUGCUGCAUAUUUUGUAGCAGUUGUCUUGUCAAAUACUGUAGUGCUUGGCUAAAAAAAGAAACAAUUUAAUGACUUGCAUAACACAGCAAUAUCCAUUUUUUCAGUACAACAAUUAAAUCUGAGAUAGAAUGGUGCUGAUAGAUUAGUACUGAUGACUGCAGUAAGCCUUCUAAUGGUCUUUUCUGAGAAGAAGCUUUUAUGAUGGAACUUGAUCAUAAAAGUUAGAGGAAACUGAAUUCCCUUAACUGCGUGUGCCUUGCACAAGGCGCAGUUCAAUUCUAUUUCCACUCUGGAAUUGUUUCCUCAAGUAUGACACUGUGAAAGACUUCCUGAUAAUGAGGCAUGGUGAAUAAGAUUUUUGAGAGAUACUCACACUAAUGUUGUGAUUUGGUAUGUAGAUGGGGACAGGGAAGAGUAUGUUAGAAUGAUGUUUCUUCAGGGGAAUGAAAAAUAAGGAAACCUUUUAAAUAUGGCAAGUAGUAGAAUUUUUUUUUAUAUACUGAACUUAAUAGUUUAUCUUAACACUGAACUAGCAUUAGCCUAUUGAGCAGGGUUCUGUUUUAGUCAUGGAAGCAAACACAGUUUGGAUGUAGUUCUUCAACUGAAUAGCUUCUUAAAGUGUUUUAUAAUCCUAAAACUUACUGGAGUAGGUGAGCUGUUAGUAAGAUGUGGUUACAUAAAGAAUAUGUGCUCUUUAUGACCUACUGCUUUCUUCUGUCAUCUAAACCAUCUUCAUCUUAAGCCCACUUGUAUAUAAUCUUGAAGUUGUUCUUGAGUCUUACUGUUAGAUGCUUUCUCUUCUUUAGCUUAUGGAAAGACAGAGUUUUCCUCCCUAUGUGCCACAUCUGGCUCUGACAUCUGCAAAAUCACCAGGAAAGCAAAUACCUAUGAAAGCCCUGUAGAAGGUGGCAGUGCUCCAUGCAAUUCCAGUCCGAAGCUCCAGGCUGCCAUUGUUGUCUGAUGCCAUGCCAGCACCAGCUCAUCUGUUCCCAUUGAUUCGUAACUGUGAGAUUAGCAGAAUAGGCAGCACUGCGUGUUACUGCCACCAUAGACAUCUGUGCUGUUUGUCAUCUCAUUUUGCUCACAGUCACUUCAGAUAUGCACCGCAGAAGAAAUUUGCAGCACUUUAUAGGCCAAAGGAGAACUUUAAUCACUUCAUUCACACAAGGGAUCACGCUUCUGCACCACAGAGGUUUUACCUCACUCCUCCACAGGUCAACAGCAUCCUGAAGGCAAAUGAAUACAGUUUCAAAGUCCCAGAAUUUGAUGGUAAAAAUGUGAGUUCUGUUCUUGGCUUUGAUAGCAACCAAUUGCCUGCUAAUGCUCCUAUAGAGGACCGGAGGAGUGCUGCCACAUGUUUACAGACAAGAGGGAUGCUUCUGGGUGUGUUUGAUGGCCACGCAGGCUGUGCUUGUGCUCAAGCUGUAAGUGAAAGACUGUUUUACUACAUUGCUGUCUCUUUGUUACCUCAUGAGACUUUACUUGAAAUAGAAAAUGCUGUGGAAAGUGGCAGAGCUUUGUUGCCCAUUUUACAGUGGCACAAGCAUCCCAAUGAUUAUUUUAGCAAAGAAGCUUCCAAGCUCUAUUUCAACAGUUUAAGAACUUACUGGCAGGAGCUGAUUGAUCUCAACAGUGGAGAGACUACUGAUGUAAGAGAAGCUUUAAUUAGUGCUUUUAAGAGGCUUGAUAAUGAUAUUUCUUUGGAAGCUCAAGUAGGAGAUCCAAACUCUUUUCUCAACUAUCUAGUACUGCGAGUUGCAUUUUCUGGUGCAACGGCCUGUGUGGCCCAUGUGGAUGGUGUUGACUUGCACAUUGCAAACACAGGUGAUAGUAGAGCAAUGCUUGGGGUUCAGGAAGAAGAUGGAUCUUGGUCUGCAGUUAAUUUGUCCUAUGACCACAAUGCACAAAAUGAACAUGAAGUGGAACGUGUGAAAAUGGAGCAUCCAAAAUCUGAAGAGAAAAGUCUUGUGAAACAAGAUCGUCUCUUGGGUCUUCUGAUGCCUUUCAGAGCUUUUGGUGAUGUCAAGUUUAAAUGGAGUAUUGAACUGCAGAAGAGAGUAAUAGAAUCAGGCCCAGAUCAGUUGAAUGACAAUGAAUAUACAAAGUUCAUUCCUCCAAACUAUCACACUCCCCCAUACCUCACAGCUGAACCAGAAGUCAUACAUCACAGAUUACGGCCGCAGGAUAAGUUCCUGGUUUUGGCUACAGAUGGGCUGUGGGAGACAAUGCACAGGCAAGAUGUGGCUAGAAUUGUAGGGGAGUACCUCACUGGUGUUCACCACCAACAGCCAAUAGCUGUUGGGGGCUAUAAGGUAACUUUGGGACAGAUGCAUGGUCUCUUAACAGAAAGGAGAGCAAGAAUCUCUUCAGUAUUUGAAGAUCAGAAUGCAGCGACUCACCUGAUACGACAUGCAGUGGGUAACAAUGAGUUUGGAACCGUGGAUCAUGAGCGACUGUCCAAGAUGCUUAGUCUUCCAGAAGAGCUGGCUCGAAUGUAUAGGGAUGACAUUACAAUUAUUGUGGUGCAGUUCAAUUCACAUGUUAUAGGUGCAUGUCAAAAUGAGGAACUGUGAAUUUAAUGUAGUGAACUAAUCACCAAAGUUGUAACAAUGGCCAGUAUGAGCAGCAAAUUAAAAACAUCCACCCAACAAUAAAACCCAAAAAAGCCUUUGGCAAACAAAUUGUUUGUUUGCUAGAUUCAGCAUAUCCAUUGUUCCUGCCUUUCUCCAGAGCUCUAAAUACAUGGGAAGUGCUAUUGACCUAUAACAAAACUUGAAGAGGAUGUUACAGUUUGGGAAAACAGGCUUUUGUAACAGCUUUGCACUGUUGAUUUCAUGAAUACUGCUAGAACAAUGUCUUGAGUUUGGCAGAUUUGGGUGAGGGAGGGAAGUAGGAUGAAGAAUUAACUAUCAAAGAUCUGGCUAUUCAAGAAACAAAGCCUGUUUAUAAAAUAGCUGAAAAUAUCUAUACUUUAAGAAGAGAUAAGUAAAAACGUUGCUGAAUUUUUUUACAGGGCUAAUUCUUGGUAUAGUUAUGUGUGAAUAUAUUGUCUGUUGUUUCUCUGAAGUAGAAGGUCACUUUAACCAAGUAAGUCUUCAGUGUAACAAAGUUGUCUCACUUUCAUAUGGACAAUGUCAUUCACAUAAGGAUAUUUGUCUAAGUGUUGACUUUCAGUGCAGGUCUAAGCCAUAAUCAAUACCUGAGAUUGUUACAGCUUAAUCAGAAUCUUAUGCACGGUAACUUCUAAAUUUCUUGUGCAUUAAUACUUGGCUGUGGGUUUCUGGUCAACCUGUAGGGCAAUAAUACAUUACAACAUGCAGCAAGAUACCAGAUAACUUUGUGGAGGACUUCAGUUGGCACUCUUUCAGACUUUCCAGAAAGUCAGUGUUGUUGGUUAAGGCUAUGUUUGCUUUCCUAAAGGUUAUGUCCUUCAUGGACUCCACCUCUUGUUGCUUGUCUAGUAAAUAAAUUUUCACUUGAAAAGAUCAGGAAAUCAUUGCUAACCUCUUUGUGGCUUUGUAAUUUGCACUCAUUUUAAUUUUGGCUGUUUCAAAUGGUCACAUAUCAGAAGUCCCUCACUUGAACUCAUAUUUGUAAGUUGCGUUAAAAACUACAAAUUAUAAAAAAUUGAAGUAUGGCUUGUAAAUAGCAUUUUAAUCGGGGAAACUGGCAUGCACGUGUAUGUUCAGUGGCUGUUUCUAGCAGCUUCUUUUAGUUGUGUGUUUCUAGACAGCUGCUUUAUGCAUGUUCUUACAGUCCAGAAUGCUAUCACAGAGCAACCUCUGGAAUGGGUCUCUCUGUCUUGUAAUGGUUUAAUUUGAACUUAAAAGAUUGGCUAUACUUCCGUACCUGAAGUUGUUGGGCUUGUAGUUAUAGAAAGUAGAGACUGACAGCUAAUUGAUCAUCCUUGUAUCUAAUUUAGGCAUGUUGCAUUGUAUGCAGAUUUAUUUUAACCUGGCCUUAGGUUAAAAACUCAAAUGCUGACUGAAAUACUUGAUGACUGAGAGAACACAUGCAACUUGAUUCCUGUGUUGCAGAGAACAGUGAUUGGUCAUCUUAUUUCACUUAGCAAGGUGUUUCAGUUAAAAUACCUCCCUAGCCUUCAUCAUUGCUAGUUAAAUCAACACUUUCCUCAAUUAACCAAAAUAUGCUAGGUUUCUAAAGUGGCAUUUUCACUACAUAUAAAUCUUGCCAAUUAAUGCUACUCUUGCAUAGAAUACACUUAUUUUGAACAACAAACCUGUCCUAUAGUAAACAUUGGCUCCUCAAACUCGCAAAUGCUAUGUGUACUCAGUGGCCUGCAGCUUUAGUAUGGCUGUUUCUUUACCUGACCUUAAGUAUCAGCAUCAGUAUUGCUGUAACAUUAAUGAUAUCUAAGUUCACAUUCAAGAUAUGCACAACCCUUCUUUAUUUGAAGGGAAAAGAGGAACUCUAAAAUACUUAGACAAUUACUGGCUGUUGACAUUGCUUCUAUAUCUUGUGUUUUGGUGACUGUGUCAUUAACUAGGUCAAUAGAUUUUUGUUCUAGCAUUCAAAUGCAGUAUGUAAUCUCAGCUGUUGCAGUAUUUAACUUUCUUACUUUUUUACUGUUAAAGCUCUAUUACAUGUAUUGAUGUACUUACCCUAUGAUUGUUAGUAUGGGUUUGGUACAAGUCACAGCUAAAACAAAUGCACAUUGUCCCAUGGAUACAACUUUUAUUGAGGAAAAGCUGCUUUUUGUAGUAAAGAUGCAUAUAUAUAUAUAUAGGGUCAGACAAAAGAAUAUUUAUGUAUUGCUUGGAGGCUUGCUCAGUACAUAUGCAGUGAACAGAAGCAGCAUAACUGCCUGCUGACCAGGUGGUCUGAACAAACAUCUUUUAACAGAUUCCAAUAAAAUGAUCAAUUAUGCAAAAA